This is a messenger RNA of Adineta steineri, 632 nucleotides long. The record is from the annotation of a GenBank genome assembly. Lineage: Eukaryota; Metazoa; Rotifera; Eurotatoria; Adinetida; Adinetidae.
AUGGUCGAUACAGCAUCCUACCAUCAACAACAAACUUAUUUGGACAUGUCGGCAGCAACCGCUAAUGGUAUCCUUCAUACUCAUACUAAUGGUCAUGGUUCUCAACCAGAUCAAAUUCCAUUUAAUCUCGAUCAACUACCAGCUGGUUUUGAUUUAGAUGGUCAAGAUGAAUGUAAUUCAUCGGCACGUAUGUUCGAACGAACACGUAUUCAAGUUCUAGCUGAUGAACGUGGUCAUGUGCAAAAGAAAACAUUUACAAAAUGGGUUAAUUCACAUUUAACUCGUGUUGGUUGUCGAAUUAAUGAUUUAUAUACUGAUUUAGGCGAUGGACGAAAUUUAAUUCGUCUUUUAGAAAUUUUAAGUGGAGAACGUUUACCUAAAGCAACACGAGGAAAAAUGCGAAUACAUUGUUUAGAAAAUGUUGAUAAAGCUAUUAUGUUUUUACAAGAACAACAUGUUCAUUUAGAAAAUAUUGGUGCACAUGAUAUUGUCGAUGGUAACUCAUCGUUAAUUCUUGGUCUUAUAUGGACAAUAAUCCUUCGUUUUCAAAUACAAGAUAUAACUAUAGAAGAAUAUGAAUCAACAGAAACAAAAUCAGCUAAAGAUGCAUUAUUACUUUGGUGUCAAAUGAA